Cynara cardunculus var. scolymus (artichoke) is the source of this 2194-nucleotide messenger RNA. Its product is annotated as myosin-binding protein 2-like. The transcript has 3 exons. The record is from RefSeq and is a predicted model, not a curated record. Lineage: Eukaryota; Viridiplantae; Streptophyta; Magnoliopsida; Asterales; Asteraceae. Bases 142 to 1971 code for a protein of 609 amino acids.
AAUCACGUAGAAUUCAAUUCUCUUGAAUAACUCUUUAAUUGCAAUUGGGGGUUUCUUGAUUUUUGUUUUCAAAAUUGCAGAGUGGAGGAGAGGGUUCUACAAUCAGGAAAAUCUUUUCGAUCUUCAUCCGAACCCUAGAAGAUGAUGAGUAGGCAGCCUGCGCGUUUCUGGACAUUCAAUACUUUGGUGGGGGCUUUUCUUGAUCUUUUCGUAGCUUAUUUCUUACUCUGUGGCUCCACCAUUGCUUUCUUUGCUGAUAAAUUUCUGGGUUUCUUUGGUUUCAGCUUGUCAACUCCUUAUAAUGUAUUCUUUGAUUCUGAUUUCACAAAUUUACUGUUUGAUUACCCAACUGAUAAGAUCUCAGAUGUUCAAUUUGCUGUAGCUAGAAAGUUCCCUUUUGAUUCGAUUUUCUUUAGGAUCCAGAAUGGGCAUGGAAGUGAUGGUUUGAAUUUGGAUAGAGGUGAUGGGUUUAGGGAAUUAGAAGGUGAGGCAUCUUGUAGUUCCAUAUCUGAUGCUAGAAAAGUUGUUAGAAAUGAAACUGAUGAUUCUGCAGUUAGAUUUGAAAAAGGAAGGGGAUUUGAUAUGAAAGGAAAAGGGGCCGCAAAUUAUAGAGUUAGAGGGAGUAUUCGACGUAGAAGAAAGACUAGUCUUGAUAGUGGGAAACACUCUUCUGUAUCUACUUCCCCUACUUGGAUCACAUGUGUUGAAGACCAAAAUAAUCACAAAGAAUCCAAUGCACAACUUGAAGGCAGCCUCAUUCUUUCUGGUGCUAACAGCUCUAACUAUGAAGCUGAGACUCCCAUGGUGGUGAAAUCGGAUGGCAGGUUUCUAGAUGAUGUAUCUAAUGAAUCUGGUAACAACCCAAGUGGGCUGAAAGAAAGGAUUGCAACUGAUGAUGGUGAUGAAGACAACCGAAUUGUUUCAUUGACACAAGAAUUGGAAGUGGAGCGAGCUGCUCGAUCUGCACUUUAUGUUGAACUUGAUGAGGAAAGAAAUGCUGCUGCAACUGCUGCUGAUGAAGCAAUGGCUAUGAUUCUUCGCUUACAAGAGGAGAAGGCGUCGAUUGAGAUGGAGUCGCGUCAGUAUAAGCGAAUGAUAGAAGAAAAAUCAGCUUAUGAUCUUGAAGAGAUGAAUAUUCUGAAAGAAAUCCUUUUGAGAAGAGAAAGGGAGAAGCAUUUCUUGGAAAAGGAAGUUGAAGCAUAUAGGCAGAUGGAUCGUCUUGAAAAUGAUCAACUUUCUGGCAUUAAUGUUCAAGAUUUCAACGAAGAUCCUGAUCUGAUAUUACAUGAGCUUAGCAUGUCCAUUGCCAAUAGGAAGAAUUCAGGAAAUGAAGAUCUUGAGUUAUCAAAACGAGAAGACAUAGAGAAACCUAUAGCCAUUGUAGGCGAAGUACCUGAUUUGGAAAUGAAAGCAGGUCAUGCUUUUAAUGGAAACAAAGAGCUGUACAAACAACGGACUGAAAAGGAAUCACUUGUAUAUAAUGUUCAUAUGAUUGACAACGAGCCCAAAACGAGCGAUGAGUCAAAGGGAAGUAAAAAACGACCAACGAUGGAUGAGACUGAUGGGAGUUUUCUAAGGAGACUGGAGAAGGAAGCUGACCAAAAUAGAAGCGGUUCAGAGGCGGCUGUUGGGCGGCUGCCGCCCAUAAGCUCAAAGAGCGCAAGAAGGAAUUCAACAUCAGUGUUGGAUAAUGAAAGAAUAAGAAUUGACACUGAAGUUGGGUGGCUGAGGGAAAGGUUGAGGAUUGUGCAAGAAGGGAGGGAAAAGCUUAACUUUUCUAUUAAUAAUCGUGAAAAGGAAAGUUUGCAGUUGCAGCUGUUGGAGGAUAUCGCACGCCAGCUUCAGGAAAUCCGAAUGCUGACAGAACCUCGGAAAGCCCGUCAGGCUUCUCUGCCCCUUCCUUCCUCUAAGAGUUUGACAAAGAAAAGGCGAUGUCGAAGUGUAUCUUCAGGAGCUGCAAAAAGCUCUUGAAUGCUGAUGAAGUUUUUAAAGGGUUUCAAGACCAAAGAAACAGAAAGGAUAUUAAACAAGUUGGUGGUGGAGUCUUGAUUUUAGGUUUUGUGAUUUCGUAUUAUCUUGUGAAUAUUAAAUCUAGUCGCAGUAGCAUCUGUAGAAUAAACCUCUAAAAGGGCACACCUUUGGCUGUAAAAAUAGGAGUAGAUGUUUCUUUAUUCCAUGUUUUUGUUUGUUUCCU